Molecule: messenger RNA, 2842 nt
Organism: Rhopalosiphum padi (bird cherry-oat aphid)
Lineage: Eukaryota; Metazoa; Arthropoda; Insecta; Hemiptera; Aphididae
Exons: 3
Coding region: 341-2503 (720 amino acids)
Source: RefSeq, a predicted model, not a curated record
UAUAAAAAUAAGUCCGGUUUUCCUCCCUGACGCUAUAACUCCAGAACGCACGAACCGAUUUCCACGGUUUUGCAUUCGUUGGAAAGGUCUUGGGCUCCGUGAGGUUUAUAGCAAAGAAAAUUCUGGAAAAUUCAGGAAAAAUUCAACAGAAAAGUGGGGAAAUCGUUUUUCACAUACAGCGCCAUCUAUUAUACAUAGCAUGUACUUCAAACCAAUAGCAACGGUGCGUGAUAAAGUGUGUGACAGAUAUCAUUAUUCUCUGUUCAGUUAAUUUCAUUUAUUGUAAAUUAUAUGGAUCGUGCAUUUGAAGUUAAAUUCAACACUAUGUCCAUAGUCCAAAAUGCCUAGAGAACGACGUGCGAACAUCGGCCGCCGCACAAGACAUGCAAGCCAGCAACAAGUCUAUUCAAGGAACUUAAGAGAAGAAAGACAAAAUAUAAUAAGAGAAAAUGACCGAUUGAGACAUCGCGUGAGCACACGAAGAUCAUUGGCAUCAUACAAUCGCUUGGCAUUCCAAUAUGAUCCCACUGCGAACUACAGUGAUGAUGAAAAUUUGGAUAUUGGACGAAUGACGACUAUAUGCCGAUAUUGCAAUGCGGUAAAGUUCAAAAGAGAAACGGUUGGAUUGUGCUGCGCAAGUGGAAAAGUCAAACUGGAUCCAUUACUUACACCACCACAGCCACUGAAAACAUUGUUUGAUGGAAGUGAUCCCGAUUCCAGCCAUUUUCUUCAACACAUCCUUGAAUACAAUAACUGCUUUCGCAUGACUUCCUUUGGAGCUAAUAUCAUUCGAGAAGGCGGCUUCAUGCCGACUUGCAAGAUACAAGGUCAAAUAUAUCAUUUGCAUGGUUCAAUGGUGCCAACACCAGAUGAACCGCAUCAAUUUCUGCAAAUAUAUUUCAUUUCGUCGAUGGUGGAUCAGCUGAACGUGCGGUGCAAUAUACAGGGAGCACAACAGUUAAAGAGACGAAUUAUUGAACAGUUGCAAGCAUUUUUUCACGCUAAUAAUGCUGUGGUUAAUAUGUUCAAAACAGCAUUGGAACGAAUGCCAUCGGAUACGCACAAAUUUGUCAUAAGAGCGGAUUGUACUCCGACAGGUGAACAUGUGCGAAGAUUCAAUGCACCCACCGUUAAUGAUGUUGCUGCAAUUAUUGUUGGCGAUCCAACUAAAUCACGAGACAUUGUCGUUCAGCGAAGAAGCAAUAUCAUGCAUCGUGUAAACGAGACACAUCGUUUGUACGAUGCGUUACAAUAUCCAAUCAUUUAUUGGCAAGGGCAAGACGGAUACGACAUCACGUUGAAGAUGGUCGAUCCAAUUACAGGAGUAUCAACGAAUAAUAAAAAUCUAAGCGCAAUGAAUUACUAUGCGUAUCGUAUGAUGAUUCGUACACAUGAGGAGAAUGUCAUUCUGAAGUGCGGUCGGCUAUUCCAGCAAUUCGCUGUUGACAUGUAUGUCAAAGUCGAGACCGAACGUUUAGCGUUCAUCAGAUUCAAUCAGCCAAAGCUACGAUCUGAGGACUAUAUACACUUGCGUGAUGCUAUUCAGUCAGAUGGUGAUGUUCAGAAUAUUGGACGACUGACGAUUCUCCCAUCAACUUAUAUCGGAAGCCCACGCCACAUGCACGAAUACGCUCAAGACGCUAUGACGUACGUGCGAAAUUAUGGAACUCCGGAUUUAUUUAUUACGGUCACAUGCAAUCCGAAGUGGACGGAAAUUGAACGCGAGUUGGAACCGGGUCAAAAACCGCAAGAUCGCCAUGACAUAAUCGCCAGAGUAUUUCAGCAAAAACUCAAGGUUAUGAUGGAUGUGCUUACUAAGUAUCGAGUUUUUGGUGACACACGUUGUUAUAUGUACUCGGUGGAAUGGCAGAAGCGUGGACUACCGCAUGCUCAUAUCCUAAUUUGGUUGCUGAACAAAUUACAUUCAAAUGAAGUGGAUGACAUCAUAUCAGCUGAAAUUCCUGAUCCAGUCACUGAUCCCCGUCUACACGACAUUGUGACGACACAGAUGGUGCAUGGACCGUGCGGUGCAUUAAAUCCAUUAUCGCCUUGCAUGGCUGAUGGAAAGUGCACAAAACGAUAUCCGCGACCGUUAGUUGCUGAAACAGUCACAGGGAACGAUGGAUAUCCAGUUUAUCGUCGGCGUUCAAAAGAAGAUAACGGUCGAACUAUCAAAGUUAAAGUUCAAAAUCAAGAGAUUGAGAUCGGAAAUGAAUUCAUUGUACCAUAUUGCCCGCUGCUAUCACGAAUUUUCGAAACACAUGCAAACGUUGAGAGUUGUCAUUCGGCCAAAUCAAUCAAAUAUUUGUGCAAGUACGUCACAAAAGGCAGCGACAUGGCUGUGUUUGGUAUUGCGUCGGAAAAUGUGAAUGACGAAAUCAGCAACUUCCAAAUGGGCAGAUACGUCAGUACUAAUGAAGCACUGUGGCGAUUAUUGUCAUUUCAAAUUCAUGAAAGAUAUCCCACAGUUGUACAUUUAGCAGUGCAUUUGGAAAAUGGCUAAAGAGUUUACUUCACUGAGGCUAAUGCGGCACAACGAGCUGAGAGACCACCAUCGACAACAUUGACUAGCUUCUUUGCAAUGUGUGAAGCAGAUCCAUUCGCAGCGACGCUGAUGUACGUUGAAAUGCCCAAGUAUUACACUUGGAAUCAAUCAACAAAGAAAUUCCAACGUCGCAAACAAGGAACCCCAGUUCCAGACUGGCCACAGGUGUUUUCAACUGAUGCACUAGGUCGUAUGUACACUGUUCAUCCUAGAAACGAUGAAUGUUUUUAUUUGCGACUGCUGUUAGUAAAUGUACGUGGACCGAAAUCAUUUGCGCAUUUGAAAACUGUGAAUGGC